Molecule: messenger RNA, 1745 nt
Organism: Lucilia cuprina (Australian sheep blowfly)
Lineage: Eukaryota; Metazoa; Arthropoda; Insecta; Diptera; Calliphoridae
Product: piggyBac transposable element-derived protein 3-like
Exons: 5
Coding region: 102-1745 (547 amino acids)
Molecular function (GO): sequence-specific DNA binding
Source: RefSeq, a predicted model, not a curated record
UUUUACAGGCAUCAGCUGUGGAAAAGCAAUUCUUUAUUAUAUUUUUCUUUAAUCACGUGGUUUUACAUUCUAUAAUCAAACUUUUUAAGGAAAGGGUAAGUAUGAGUACACGUACAAAGGUUUUGUCUAUGAAGGAGUUGGAUGAAAUAAUAGCCAAUUGGAGUGAUGAUGACUGCGAUAUCAAUUGUGUUAAUAUACUUCCGCCUGAUCGAGUCGAUGAAUGUUCGGAUGAAGAGACUAUCAAUGAUGAUGAAAUAGCCUUAAACGUGGAUCCAAAUCCAAUGAACGAAGUUGCCGGUUAUGUUGAAAUUGAAACUGAAAGAAAUGAAAUUGAAGACAGUGGCUAUCCUGAAUUUGAAGAAGGAACCCAACCUUCAACAUCGAAGAAGCCUCGAUUUGAAUACAAGCCUCUCAGUUCUUUUGGAAAACCGAAACGGACAAAAAGAAAUCAAAAGGAAUUCCAUUUUGACAUUGCUCCAAAUCCAGAAACAUUGACUGGACUCAAAGAAAAUAUUUGCUCAAAAUUGAGCAACCAUUCUCCAUUGCAAUUGUUUCAAUUAUUUUACGAUAACGAAGUCUUUGAUCUUAUUAUUAAAGAAACAAAUAUUUAUGCGGGACAAAAUAAUACCGACUUUCAAUUGGAUGAAGUGAUGCUUAAACGGUUUAUUGGUAUUUUACUCUUAUCAGGUUAUCACACUCUGCCAUCUGUUCCUGAUUAUUGGUCUUCAAAGCCAUCAUUGGGGAUCCCAAUGGUAAAACAGACCAUGAGUCGAUCAACUUUUUUGCAUAUAAAAUCAUUUAUACAUUUUGCCAACAAUAAUAAUUUAGAUAAUUCUGAUAAAAUGGCUAAGCUACGACCUUUAUUCGAUAUUCUAAAUCGAAAAUUUCUUCAAUUUGGUGUUUGGGAUGAAAAGUUAUCCAUAGAUGAACAAAUGGUUCCAUAUUUUGGAAGACACAGUUGUAAAAUGUUUAUUAGAGGCAAACCAAUUCGAUUUGGUUAUAAAUUUUGGUGUCUGUGCUCUUCUUCAGGUUAUUUAUAUUCUUUUAUACCAUACUGUGGAUCCGCUGACCAAUAUAACAAUGUUGUUGGAUUGGGAGCUGAUGUGGUUAUGCGUUUGCUUUCGAAUGUAGAAUAUCCUAUGCGACAUGAAAUGGCAGGACAACAAAGAGGUCACAAUGGCAACAAAUUUCGAUCAAAUCUUGCCCUUGCACAAUGUACAACGUUGGAAAAAAAAUCGACAUCCAAAAAGAACCCAGAAGCUGGUAAAUACGUUAUAUAUGGACAGCCAACUAUGUUACACAAUUACAACAAGGGCAUGGGGGGUGUGGAUUUGCACGACAAUGCAAUCCAGAACUAUCGAGUCAAUAUACGUGGAAAGAAAUGGUAUUGGCCUUUGUGGUGUACUACUUUGAAUUCGGCAGUUGUGAAUGCUUGGAAAUUGCAUUGCUUGAUUGCAAAACACAAAAAUGAGAAGCCUAUGAGUCAAAAAGAAUUCAAAAUCUUUGUGACAGAAGCUCUUCUUUUGACUGAAAUGAAAGAAACUACCGAUGAUGAUGAUAUAGACGAUAAGGAAUAUCGACCACAUAAUCUUCCAAAAAUUGAGGGAAAACACGUUAUAAUCAGAAAUCCUGAGGGAAAACAUCGUCGCUGCCAAUUGAAGGGUUGUGGUAAGCCAACAAUUUACAUGUGCGAAAAAUGCAAUGUUCAUUUGCAUACAAAAUGUUUCAAGUUAAAACAUGAAUAA